AUGUCAUCAUCAUCACCAAUUCCUGCCAAUGCCCUCUCUACGGCAUCUCCUCCAUCGGAUAUCAUUACAGGAGUAGGUCCAUUCUCUUCAACAAAUAUGAAUAGCAGCACUACAUCACCGAGUGCAUUGAUAAAUGGUGGAGAUGAACCAGAGGAUAGAAAAUUAAAAAGACUAUCCUAUGUGAUGACAGAUGACAACCAAACAACAUCUCAAAUGGAGGAUUAUGAUGUAGACCCAUUACAAACAAUGGAACAAAAUAUCACUAGUUUACACACAAUUAUUGACAAAUUAUCAAUGCUUUUCAAACCUCUUCAAUCAUCAUCAUCACCCAAUGACCACAUCAUGAUGGGUUCAAGUAGUAAUAACCUUCUCAUGUUAUCAUCCUCUUCAGCGCAUAAUUCAUUUUAUGGCUCCAAUACAAGUUCACUUUCUAUUAUCAAAGUUGAGCCACAAUUUGGAUUACUUCAAUCACGCACCCAAGUCACUAUUUAUUUCAAUUCACCAAUUUUCAAUACUUCUUCAAAUCCAACCAAACCAGAAGAACGAUUUAAAAUUGUGUUUGGAAAACAACUCAUUGAACCAACCAUUAAUCUUUCACAACCACAAACACUUUCAUUUUUCACACCUCCACCGCCUCCUCUUACCAAAGAUUCUUCUUCGACAACAAGUACUUCUAUUGCGAAUAACAGUCAUGAAAUUAAGGUCUUGGACUUGUUUCAUUGUCAAUUCAUUACUUCGAAUCCCACACUUUUGUUUACGUUUCUGACUGAUCCAAAAGAGGAAGUACUUACAGAUUUGGAAAAGGUAAAAGCACUGUACAAUGAAAAAGGAGUGUCGUGGUUGAGCGAGAAGUGCUAUCCAAAAGGUCAAACAGUGGUACAUGUUGCUUUCAAACUUGCUCAAUUUGAAGUUGUGAAAUAUUUGGUCACUCAAUCCGAUCAAUUUGAUUGUCUCGAUCAAAAAGAUGAUCAUGGACAAACACCUCUCGAUGUAGCCAUGGCUGCUAAAAAUUAUUACUUUAUGACACAAAUUGUGGAAUGGUUGAAAACCAUUGUGAAACAAAAAAUUCAAAUUCAACAAAUGCAAUACACCACGACAUCAUCGAAUCAAGCUGUCAACAUGAUGAACGAACCUCAUUCACCACAAUCACUUGCAACCAGUUCCACUCCAACCAAAAGAAUUGUUUCUCCCUUAGCAUUAACCAAUCAUCACUCUGAAACAUCCAACAUGAAUAUUCAUGAACACGUUUCAACUCCAAUCAAUGCCAUCGAACCACCAAUGACUCCUUCCCGAGCGUCACGAGCAGGUGGUGGUGGUGGUGGUGGAUUUGAUGGACCAACCUCGAGCAGUUCAGUACCCUCUUGCUCUCCACUCUCAUCGAGAAUGAGUAGUAACAGUGAAAUGAGUGAUGAUACCAAUGUCAAUGCUAAUACUACUACUACUACUACUAAUGGAACUUUAAUGAAACACCGUAGUGGUCACAGAAGAUUGUUUACAUCGUCAGCCAUGCCACUCGUUACCAAACCCAAUCAAUCCCCUGCAGUUGUGUCGACGAGUGCAGCAGAUCAAGACGAGACGAGUACCGAUGAAGAAUCAGAUGCAGUCUUCACGGCAGGUACUCCCAUUCGAUCCAUAGCCACUCUCGAAGAAAGAGAAGAGGAAGCCAUUGCCAAUCUCAUUGUGAAAUAUCGAUUAGAUCAAUAUAGUGAAAUUUAUACAAACAUGUUGAAUCGAGGGGAUGCACUACUUCAGAAAAUAACAAAAAAGUUGGAAAUGAAAGACGAUUAUAUGGAACAUACGACAACAAAAAAGAGAAAAGAAACCAUGCUUGUCCCGUUAACGAGAGAACGAUCAUUCUUGGAAGAGGUACAAUUAGAGAGAAGAGCCAAUCCUUUCAAACCAAGUAUUUACUAUGAUGAAGAAGUGGAUGAUGGUUACACAGAAAGUACCUUGUUAUUGUCUCAAUUUUUUGAAGAUAGUGCUAAAAAUCUUCCGUUCCAUGUCUUGAGUACGAUUCAAACCAUGUCCUCCGAUUUUAUUAUUGUCACAUUUAAAACACUACUCGAUCACAAACCAAAAGAAUUGGUAUUCAAUGUCGAUGAUUUGAAAUCCAUUACGUAUGAAAUGGAUGUCAGUGAUCGAAUUCGAAAGAAGAUUGAGAAAAAGCCAACAAGUGCAAUCACUCCUUCCGAUGAAAUUGAUGUUUCUCUAGUGAUUCCAGAGAAACAGAAACUAUUACCCAUGGAUGGUUUACAAGAGCCAGAAUUUUUAUUGGCAACCUUUGAAGAGGUCUUUCCGUGUGAAGAUCAACAAAAAGUUACGAAAAGCAACGACGAUACCAAACUUCUCUAUUCUGAUUUUGAAUGGGAAUCUUCACACAUUGAUCCUACUUCUCAAUACUUGUUUGAAUUGAAAGGAUUUGAAUUGGAUGUCAACAAAAAGUUCGAAGUUCCACUCGAAGAAGCAUACUUUAUCACAGUCUCGUUAUACACGUACACAGACAAGGCCUAUAAGAAGAUUUCUGAAGAUGUUGAAUUUAAAAUUGAGACUCAUCCAAAAGAAGAAGAUACCAAAGUGAAGGCCAUGUUCUCCGUACAAAAAACAAUGGAAUCCAAAGUGGUUGUUCUCAUCAAAUUUUAUAGAAAAUUCAGAGGAGAACUUACUGAAACUUUGAAUGACUUGUAUACACAAAAAGCAGAAAAAGUCAAACAAGGCGAGGUCAAAAAGUUUUUAACGAGAAAUGAAAAAUUUGCAACAUUCCCGGGCAUUGCAAACACAACUUCUAUAUUUGCAUGGACAGCCAUUCACUUGAAUGAAUGUCUCAAAAAGACUGAGGUCAAUUUAACAGAUUGUCUCUACGUGUUACCAUUGAAGUGUCGAUCAGGAGAUGCAACCUUGUUGGAUAAUUAUUUAGAUGUCUAUUCAAGUGUUGAUGAUCGAGAUGCAAAACCACUCAUGAAAAAGUCACUCUAUGGUAAAAUGUCCUUUGUUUUGAAGGAAUUACCAAACGUUCCACCCAUUCCUCGUCACUAUCAUCCAAAUUCACACGAGUUGGUGGUCAAAUUAGAUUCCAAACAUUUACGAGUGCAGCACAUUCCAAACUUGGAAAAUAGUUUAAUGACCAAACUUUUACCACUCUCCAGUGAAAUGAUUGUUUAUCCUAAAGAAUUGAAUUUAGUGAGAAAAGACUACAAGAACAUUGUGGUUCGGGUUUCAUUCUGCAAUGAAAAAGAAAAAAACAAACCAUUCCCUGUGUUUUAUUCCAAGUUUUCAAGAAAUCCAGCGAAUCGAGUGACCCAUCGACAAACCUCUGUGUGUGUUGGAAAUCGACAACCUGAAUUCAGUGAAGAAUUCAAAUGUAUUUUACCAUGCACAUUGAAUGGACAACAUGUUUUCUUUUUUGAAUUUUUAAAUAUUCUCCACAAGGAAUCCUUGAUUUUGAAGAAUCAUCGAGAAGAUGUUCAACGCAUUGGUUAUGCCACACUCCGAGUGUUGACCGAUCCCAAGUUGAAUAGUACAGAAACGGUGUUGGAUAUUUACACUGAACGAAAAGAAGGAAAUGUCAUCAAGACUGAAAAAUUAGAAGGAUCGUUCACAGUUCAAUUGUACUCUCGAAGUAUUGCCUUCCCGACCGAUGAAAAUCUUUCCAACUUUUUCCUCUUUUUGGACAAUUUUCAGAGAAAGAAUACGGCGAAAGGAGCACGAAGAGAACGAGACUUUUUCGAAGAACUCACCAAUCGUGAGUUGAUUACUCUCUUGCCAGGUCUAUGUAAGGUUCAACAAAUGUCCUUUGCUCCUGUCAUUCUCAAUCAACUCUUUCUCUUGUAUUUUGAUAUGAGUGAUGAAGAAGUUCAAAAUUCCAUUUUUUGUACCAUUAUGGACAUGGUGGACAAGUAUCGAACUGAACAUCGAACCAUUGUUCCUGGAUGGAUCAAAUUCCAAUUCACAAGUGUCUUUCCAGAAAGCAUGAUGACCAAAUUACCCAUCAUUGCCAGUUCUGUCAAGUAUAUUUUAGAAAAACCAGAAUAUGACAGUAAGGUGAUUAAGAAUGUGGCGUGUUUGUUCUCCAUUCUACUCAAAGCCAUGGUCGUUCAUUUGGAUUAUGUGAAAAACAAGUUACAAGAUUCCAACUAUGAUUUUGAUGAUCAUUUCUAUGCAACCAUUAAUACCAUCACGACCAAAUCAUUUCGAGGACUUUUGAGAAGAAACAUUCUCACCACUCGUCCCAUCACGAUCAUCAAUACGACUGUGAUUUAUGCUCAAUUUUUGAAAAUUCUCUUCACCAUUAUUGACAAACCCUAUGUGAUGAAAUUGAUUGCUUCUUUUGUUGAAUUAUUACCUCUCAUCAUUCCAAACGAAAAUGAAAUGGAUAAGAAGAGUAAGAAUACCAUACUGGAAUGUGUUGCAAAUCUUCAAGUUCUUACUUAUAAGGAAGUAUUUUCCUAUGAUAAUUAUCUUCAAUUAUUCAUUCCAGAAUCUGUUGAGAAUAUUUUGAAACAUGACUCCACUUUGCCCGCUCUCGAUGGAACUCAUUUCUUAUUUAGUUCCUUUGUGGAUGUCAUUAUUAAGAACAUUACAAGUCCAAUCAAAGAAAUUAGAAACAACACGUCUCUCAUCUUUAGGGAAUUUCUUGUCAAGCUUUUAGUUCAAUCUAAAAGUUCACUCUUUGAAGAUGUUCCAGAAAUUGAUGAUCGAAUUCAUUUAAUGACUUUUGAAUUUGUUGACAAGUUUUUAACCAUUCUUCAAGAUUGGAGAACUGAAGUCGAUAAGAGUGUGAAUUCAAACAAGAUGAAAAUGAAUGACUGUAAAAAGAGAAAGAUCAUGAUUCAACAACAAUUGGCUGCCAAGAAAGAAUCUCAACGAUCAGCAAAAGAAAAUUCUCUGGCCAACUUUCAAGUCGAUACACUCACCAAGGAAAUUCAAAUUCUCGAAACGAACUACAAACAAUUUGAUAGUAUGAUUAACAAGACGAAAGAAGAAUUGAAAAAGGAUAUGAAAGAGUCAUUCAAAGAGAAGAGACAACUGGUGGCUUGUAUUUUUCACAUUUUGAAAAAUGUCGAUCAGAGAUAUUUACAACGAUGGAUCAAGGAAUCAACCUCUUCCAAAAAGAUUCAAUUUUUACAAUUGAUGCAACUCAUGUUACAAUCUUUCGAGUAUCAAAGUGAGGAAUACUUUAAAGUCUUUUAUGAACAUUAUUAUAAUACUCAAGUGAAAGUCAAGGCAAAAGAAGAAAACAAAACCUCCAUGUUGUUACCCGAUCAUUCCAUUGUUGUUCAUGCGAAUAGUCCAAGUAAUACUUCGAACAAGUCAUUGACAGGAAUGUCCUCUGCAACAACAACAACAACACCCACAUCAUCGUCGUCGUCGAACUCUUCAAGUCAUCAGCAAGCUACAACAACAACGACUACAACAACAACAAGUUCUUCCACUACUCCGACUUCUACUAUGAAUAGUGCAACUACCACAACUACUACCACAACUACCACAACAAGUACAACCAAUUCUUCUACUACCAAUGAACCUCAUGAAAUUAUUGCAGGUGAAAUUGAAGAAAUUCCAUCACCAAAAACAGCAACUGCCGAACUUGUCAAAGCAGGUACUUCACUUCAAAAGAAAAAGAACACUCGUGGUGGUGGUGGUGGUGGCGGUGGUGGUCUCUUAUCUCGACUUGUACCUGGAGCAGCACGAUUUGUGAGUUCUGAUCAAAAUUUGAGAGAAGACGUGAAAGAACUUCGUUCCCAUCAUUCCAAGUCCAAACUUUUAGAAUUAACCGACAAGACCAAAUCUGUGAAAUUAGAAACGAGUUCAAUUUCAAAUUAUGUGAAGAAGUGUGUCGUGAUUGAACAGAAUUGGUCGAGAGAAGUUUCCAAUUAUGUCUUUGAGUUACUCGUAUUCUAUGUUGAAUACAUUUUGAAAGAGAAUCAUCACUCCUCUGAACAUCCAAUGGCAGACUCUGCCAACUUGUUGGACCAUAUUGUCAAAAUAUUUUUAAGUUUUUUGAGAAUCAAUCAACCUGAAGAUGUUUCCAUCAAUGUUCUCAUUUAUCUCAAAACCUUCUUUGCAAGUAGCUAUCGAUAUGUUUUUGAUGAAGAAAUGAAUGCUCAAUAUCCAACACUAUUCUGUGAAUGUUUAAUGAUGCAUUGUAAUUCUCCAUUGUAUGAAGUGAGACAACAUGCCACAGCGUGUUUAUACUUGUUGAUUCGAUACAUGUACAUGAUUAAUUAUAAUACUAUAUUGAAACCACAAGUACUCACGACAUUGGCACUUUCUAAAACUCUACAAAAAUAUGUUUCUUCAAUUGUGAAUAUUGAUUAUUUGAAGAGUGCGAUUGAUGCCAUUGGAAAGUAUGCUUCGAUGGAUCCUGAUCCUCCAUCAACAUCAGCAUCUUCUUUUUCUCAUGAUGCACAACAUUUAACAGUGAACAACAAUUCAGAUCCUCCGUCGAGUACUCGGAAUGGCACCACCACCAAGCUCGAGGGUGCCAAAUUGAAUACCAUCUUUACCAAUCUUUCAAAUAUUGAACAUGAAGUGAAAUUGAGAUCUAGUGUUCAAGACAAGUCAUCAUCAUCAGAAGAAUCAAACUUUGCUGAAGAAGUGAAUUUACAAGUCUGUAAAAAACUUUUAUCGCUACUACAGGACACGACAAGUGUGAAAUCCACACUCGCUCUCGAAGACAUUCACAAAACUGAAGAUUUAUUCUUGAGAAUUUCCAAUGUCUAUACACGAAUUCCAGAAUUGAGAUUUGUUUGGUUGAAUCAACUUGCUGCCAAUCAUACCAAACAUGGUCAAUAUUUAGAAGCAAGUCAAUGCUAUUUAACCAUACUUUCACUCGUUUUUGAUCAUUUAGAAUCCACAAAAUCUCCAAUUCUAAAUGGAAUUCCAACUCAAAACUUGUCUGCCAUUUCUCCACUCAAGAGAAGUUAUCAAAUGCAUCAUCACCACAAAUCCUUGUUGAGUGAUUGUUUCAUUUCGAAUCAAGCCAUUGAAUUCACAGAACAUGGUAUCAUUGAUUUAUUGGCAAAGACGAUUGAAGCUUUAGAAUUGGCAGAAUUCUUUGAAACGUGUAUUGUUUUAGAAAAAUUAUCCAUUCCAUUCCUUGAACGAGUGAAUGAUUGGGAACGACUUGCCAAUUCCUAUCAUCAUUUACAAGAUUUGUGUGAUCGAUUGAAAAAACCAGAUCGAUUAGAACCAUACUAUUACAAAAUUGAAUUGAUGAACUUUCCCAUCGAUAAGGCACAGCCCAGUAGUAGUAGCAAUAGUCGUCAUGGUAGUCAAAUUCAUCCCAGUCAUAUUUACAAAAUGCCCAAACUCUUUAAAUUAUUCAAAAUGAACAAAUGGGUUCAAGACAAGUUUGGUUCACCUUUCAUGAAUGAUACCAUUGAAGUGGUGAGUGGUGCCAAGAAGGUAUCAGAUAUUGAUCCCAAUAAGAAGUAUAUUUUCCUCACUCCUGUGAAACCUCUCACCAAGGAAAUUAAACAAUCCAUGAUUGGAAAUCAGAAAAUUUCCAAAUACGAAGGAAGUGUGAACAUGUUUUACUAUGAAUCGGCUCAUGGAAAGAAAACAGACCAAGUCACAGAAGCCUACAAAAAGAAAGUCAUUAUUACAUGUGUGGAUUCAUUCCCUUGUAUGAAAACACGAUUAUUAAUCGAGUCAGAAAAGGAAAUUAUUUUAACACCCAUCGAGUCAGCCAUUGACAAUAUUGAUUCACAAAUUUCAAAAUUGAGAGAUGCAUUACAAAUUCCUGGUCAGGAUGAAGACAUUGAUAUUUCACAAAUUAAGAUUGGAACUAGUAUUGAUCUUCAAAAUUUACAACUCGUUUUGCAAGGUUCCAUCAAAGCAACGGUUCAGGGAGGUCCUGCUAGUAUUGUUGAAGGAUUUUUAAAGAUGGAUCAACGACCAUUGUAUCCCAUUGAUCAUAUUAUUACAUUGAAUCGAAAAUGUCAUGUAUUCUUGAAAUUAUGUGAAGAAGCUGUCAAAGUUGAAAAUCAAAUGAUUGAUAAGGCAACCGAACGAGCAUUCCAUCAAGAAAUGGAGAAGGCUCUCUUAGAAACUCAACAAUUAUUUGCACAACAUUUAACACCCAUUGAUUAUGAAAGAUUUUACUCUCAAAUGUCUUCCAAUCAUCAAAACUAUAAUAAUGAAGGAGAUGAAAAUGGUGAUGUCUCAGGAAUUAGAAAUUUACGAUUGGGUUUAAGUGAGGAUCAUGUCGAUGAUGAUUUGUUGUAA
Messenger RNA from Naegleria lovaniensis, 8226 nucleotides. RefSeq lists its product as uncharacterized. Lineage: Eukaryota; Heterolobosea; Eutetramitea; Acrasida; Naegleriidae. Gene Ontology annotation, molecular function: guanyl-nucleotide exchange factor activity; protein binding. The transcript has a single exon. Gene Ontology annotation, biological process: positive regulation of GTPase activity; small GTPase-mediated signal transduction. The coding region runs from base 1 to 8226 and encodes 2741 amino acids. The record is from RefSeq and is a predicted model, not a curated record.